AUGGCAUCUUCGGAGGCUUCCUGCUACUCUUUGGUUUUUGACGACCCUUCCGAGAUUCCUACGACCCAGGAUCUUCGUUCAGCACUGCAGAAAGGAUCGGACGAGGUCAAGCUUGACACGUUGCGCAAGAUCAUCGCGUUCACGAUCAAUGGAAACCCACAGCCCGCACUCCUGAUGCCAAUCAUCCAAUAUGUCAUGCCUUCACGAAGCAAGCAGCUGAAGAAGAUGUUGCACUUCUACUGGGAGGUGUGUCCGAAGUACGAUGAAAACGGAAAGCUGAAACAGGAGAUGAUUCUUGUUGUAAAUGCUAUCCGUAAUGACCUCCAACAUCCAAACGAGUAUAUCCGUGGCGCCACGUUACGCUUCCUCCAAAAGAUCUCCAAGGAUGCGGAGCUGCUCGAACCUCUUGUCCCCAUCUGUCGGUCAUGUCUCGAACACCGGCACUCAUACGUCCGCAAGAACGCAGUCUUUGCCAUUUACACAAUCUACCGCGAGUUGGAACACCUCAUCCCCGACGCUCCAGAACUCAUCCAGACGUUCCUGGCCGCGGAGUCGGACGCGACGUGCAAACGCAAUGCCUUCGUCUUCCUCUCGCAGUGCGCCAUGCCCAAGGCCGUCGAGUACAUCCUGCAAGUCUUCGACCAGAUCCCAGGAAUGGACGAGCAGCUGCAGAUGAGCAUCAUUGAAGUCAUCCGGUUGGACUGCAAGCAGGAGACGACGCACAAGGCACGAUACAUCCUCUUGAUCUCCGAACUCCUCAACGCCUCCUCGCAUGCGGUGAAAUAUGAAGCUGCCACUACCCUCACUUCCCUCACCCAAAACCCUGCUGCCAUCAAGGCCGCCGCAUCCUGCUACAUCACCCUUGUUCAGAAGGAGUCCGAUAACAAUGCUAAGAUUAUCGUGCUCGACCGCCUAGACACUCUCCGCUCGAAGCAUGGUCACGUUCUCGAUCCUCUCGUCAUGGACAUCCUUCAAAUUCUCUCCAGCGCCGACCUCGAGGUUCGCCGGAAGGCCAUCAGCAUCGUCCUCAGCCUCACGUCGAGCCGGAACGUCGAGGAGGUGGUCCUGUCCCUCAAGAAGCAGCUCCAGAAGACGCAGGACCAGGAGUUCGAGAAGGCGCCCGAGUACAGGCAGCUCCUCAUCCAGUCCAUCCACGUCUGCGCGGUCAAGUUCUCAGAGGUCGCCGCGAGCGUCGUGCAUGCACUCAUGGACUUCCUCGGGGACAACAACAACCCCUCGGCGCUCGAUGUCGUGGCGUUCGUCCGCGAGGUCGUGGAGAAGUUCCCCCAACUGCGCGACACGGUCUGCGAGAAGCUCAUCCAGACCCUGCCUGAGAUCAAGUCCGGCAAGGUUUACCGCGGCGUGCUGUGGAUCCUCGGAGAGUAUGUGGAGGACGUGAAGGCGAUCCAGAACACGUUCCGCGAGCUGCGCAAGGUACUGGGAGAGAUCCCGAUCCUCGCGUCAGAGCAGCGACUGCUGGAAGAGGCAAGCACAGAGGACAGUGAAGAGAAGAAGGAAGGAGAGGAGAAGAAGGAGACGUCGAAGCCGAAGGUCCUUGCGGACGGCACCUACGCCACCGAGACCGCCUUCACCAGCAUGUCCAGCGCGCGGUUGGAGCAGGUCAAGGCUGCGGCGAAGCCGCCACUGCGAGCUUUGAUCCUCGGAGGCGACUUCUACACCGGGGCAGUUCUCGCCUCAUCGUUGACGAAGCUCGUGUUGCGGUACUCGGAGCUAGGCAGCGACAAGCGCAAGCGCAAUGCUCUCCGUGCUGAGGCGAUGCUCAUCAUGGCUUCUGUCAUUCGUGUCGGCCAGUCGAAGUUUGUGACCGUUCCCAUCGACGAGGACUCAACGGAGCGUGUCAUGUCCUGCAUUCAGACUCUCAGCGAGCUGGAGUCGAAGCCGCCUGUGCACGAGAUCUUCCUCAAGGACACCAAGAAAGCGUACUCUAAGAUGGUCGCUGCUCAGGAGAAGAAGGCUGCGGAGAAGAAGGAGUCUGAAGAAGCCAAGGCCAAGAUUGUGCAGGUAGAUGACCUCCUGUCCUUCCGCCAGUUCUCCAAGAAAGCGACGGACGACAUGCUUGACGACUCCGAGGAUGUUAACCGUGCCACGGGAGCUAGUGAGGUCACUGAGGACUUCAUUUCCAACUUGAGCAGGAUAUCGCAGCUUACGGGCUUCUCCGACCCCAUCUACGCCGAGGCAUAUGUCAAGGUCCAUGGGUUUGACAUCUCUCUUGACGUUCUUCUCGUCAACCAAACCGCCGACACGCUCCAGAACCUGUGCCUCGACUUCGCUACCCUCGGCGACCUCAAGCUUGUCGAGUGUCCCUCGCUGUACACCGUUGCUCCCCAUAGCUUCCAGAGCAUCAAAGCUACCAUCAAGGUAUCGUCGACUGAGACUGGGGUCAUUUUCGGCAGCAUUCUCUGGGAAGGCCCCGGUAUGGCGGAGCAAUGCGUCAUCCUGAACGACAUCCACAUCGACAUCAUGGAUUACAUCAAGCCUGCGUACUGCACAGAGCAGCAGGCGACGGUCCGACUGACGACGCCACAGUUCCGCAGUAUGUGGACAGAGUUCGAAUGGGAGAAUCGCGUGAAUGUCACCACUACGAUCUCGGACCCGAGAGAGUACCUCCAUCACGUCAUGAAGGCUACCAACAUGUCGUGCUUGACGCCUGAAGGCGCAUUGUCGGGCGACUGUGACUUCCUUUCGGCGAACAUGUAUGCGAAGAGCUUGUUCGGUGAGGACGCGUUGGCGAACCUGAGCGUCGAGCGCACGGAGAACGGGACGAUUACGGGACAUGUACGGAUACGUAGCAAAACGCAGGGCAUCGCCUUGUCACUGGGGGACAGGAUCACGAUGGCGCAAAAGGACAACAAGCCACCUGUAUAG
Messenger RNA from Epithele typhae, 2886 nucleotides. Its product is annotated as coatomer protein. Lineage: Eukaryota; Fungi; Basidiomycota; Agaricomycetes; Polyporales; Epitheliaceae. Gene Ontology annotation, molecular function: structural molecule activity. Gene Ontology annotation, cellular component: cytoplasm; COPI vesicle coat. The transcript is spliced from 16 exons. The record is from RefSeq and is a predicted model, not a curated record. The coding region runs from base 1 to 2886 and encodes 961 amino acids. Gene Ontology annotation, biological process: intra-Golgi vesicle-mediated transport; intracellular protein transport; endoplasmic reticulum to Golgi vesicle-mediated transport.